Messenger RNA from Drosophila obscura, 1051 nucleotides. RefSeq lists its product as uncharacterized. Bases 106 to 966 code for a protein of 286 amino acids. The transcript has 3 exons. NCBI's taxonomy places the organism in Eukaryota, Metazoa, Arthropoda, Insecta, Diptera, Drosophilidae. The record is from RefSeq and is a predicted model, not a curated record.
CGAUCGUUGGAGAAGUCCUGCCCUUGGAACUGAGGCUGCUGUCCCUGUCGGCCAUGAGUGUGAAAAAGCUUAGUAUCUAUUGUGAUGAUCUGACUGAUUAAAAGUAUGCGGAAUCUGCAAUUUGUCAAAAUCUGGCAGGGAGGUCGACACUCAGUGAGCAAGCGCGUGCUCAGGGUACUCAAAGACUCUUCCCAGCUUAGACAACUGCACAUCUGUACUCCCAAGCUUGAAACGAGAGAUGUGAGGAAGCUUGAACAGCUUGAAAUCUUCUCCAUUGAUGUGGAUCUAACAGCCAAGGGCCUGUUACACUCCUGCAGAACAAUGACAAAUCUGCGGACUCUACGUCUUACCGAUCAAGUGAGCAGUGCCAGACUCAGAGAAGUCCUGGUGCAUUUACCCCACAUACGGGACCUGAGCUUCUGCAUAAAUCGCUGUGUCUCAAAGCACUCGAAACUAUUGGACUGCUGCCGAGACGCAAGCAGCUCCUUGUCAAGGCUCUUCGAUUUCCUGGCCAGCCAAAGGAGCACCUUGGUAGCUCUCAGUGUCAAGGGUCCGAUAUGUGCUGUUCACGAAGCCGAGUCCCUGGUCAGAAUAAAGUCACUGAAGUCCCUCGACUGUAACUUUUCCAGCCCCGAUUUUGUGCUGCUCCUGCGAGAGCUCCCAUCCCUAAGGGUUUUGCGUAUCACGUACCUCCAGCCGAUAGAUAUAUCCUAUGCGUAUCUGCACCUGGUUCGACAGUGCCGCGAGCUGCGGUUCCUGCGCAUCUUCGACUACAACAUCAAUCCGGACUUUGUGAGGAAGGCCUCCGAAGUGCUGGAAGAUGUAGAGGCUAAAAAGCCCCUGCAACUUCUUAUCCACGGUCGACACAGCUCGGCAACGCUGAGGGAGUUUACCUCCAUGGCUGAGGAUAGGAAAAAUCUCCUAUUCCGCUCAAUAACUGCCAGUGAACUGUUUACUUUGAUAUAAGAGAGCAGGAAACACAAUAAAUACGUACAUAUACACAAAAUAUUAAACAUUUUCAAAAUAAAAAUGAAUUUAUACGAGUAUGUAU